Messenger RNA from Macadamia integrifolia, 1064 nucleotides. RefSeq names its product EPIDERMAL PATTERNING FACTOR-like protein 9. The transcript has 3 exons. Gene Ontology annotation, biological process: positive regulation of stomatal complex development. The coding region runs from base 411 to 755 and encodes 114 amino acids. The record is from RefSeq and is a predicted model, not a curated record. Lineage: Eukaryota; Viridiplantae; Streptophyta; Magnoliopsida; Proteales; Proteaceae.
CUUCUUAUCUUCCUCUCUACCUCUCCAAAAGACCAAACAUAUCAAGCAAUACAAAAGCCAUGAAAACUGUAAAAUGGAGUAUCUUGGUAAAAUUCCAUCUCAAUUAUAGUUUGAAGCCUUGAGUAGACAUCCAACUCCAAAAGUUGGCAGUAGAGGAAGAACUCUUGUCAGUCUGGGGACCUCUUUUUGUAUUCUCUGAUAAAAUCUCUGCAGAACUUGCCAGUCUAUCUUAAAUGGUCAUUAUUCAACCAAGGCCACUAAUGUGCCCUUUAAAGUCAUCUCUCACAUUUUUACUCUCUCUCUCUCUCUCUCUCCCCCCCCCCCCUCUCUCUUCUUAUCUUCUCUUCAUUACUUGAACAUAAUUCAUUCAUCAUCUUUCCUUCCCUAUCUACUAAAAUUUCACAGCACCAAUGGCCACUAUUAAGCUAUACAUCAACUUGGUCUUACUUAUCUUCACCUUCCUCCUUGCAUCAUUCUUUAUACAAGGUCUUGCAACUCAUGUAGCAAUUUCUCAUGAACAAGGGCCAUCUCAAUCAUCUCCAUCACAGAAUGCACUCCAUUUGCAGGGUGUUAGUGAAGAAGCUAACUGGAGGAAAAAGAAUUCAAGGAGAUUGAUGAUAGGAUCUACAGCUCCAAUCUGCACUUACAAUGAAUGCAAAGGGUGCAAGUACAAGUGUAAAGCUGAACAAAUACCAGUGGAUGGGAAUGAUCCUAUCAACAGUGCUUAUCACUACAGGUGUGUGUGUCACAUGUAAUCAGUUGCCUAGACUCUUUCUUGAGAUAUAAAGCAAGAAAGUAUAAUAUAGAUAGAAUGAGAGGGUGAGAUUUCAGUAGGGAAUUUGCUAUCACCAGUGCAAGAGAAAUAAGCUAUAUAGACUAAGAAGAUUUUCUGUCUGUCUACUUGUAUUCUUCUUCUUUUCUCUUUGGAUAUUUUUUUCCCCAUUGGAUUGGGUCCCAAAAGAUUAGAAUGUUGAUGAGAAAUUGUAUGAAUAUUGGCUCAAUCUGUUAAUCUUUGUUUGAAGGAAGAGCAAAGAAAAUAAAAGGGAUAGCUCAAUUUCACCACA